AUGGACCACCCAGUGCUCACCUCUGAGGCUGAUCCAGCAUUACAUACGGCCCCCUCAACCCUCCUGCACCCCUCCCUCACAUCCGUCGCAUCAGACGCGUCCACCCUGGCCGCCCAACACCAAGACCCGCAACUAGAUCCAACCCAGGGUCAAGACCAAGUGAGCAUUGACGAAGAUUCCCUCCACGGGCUACAAUGUGCUGUCGGAGGACUGGACUAUUCCCGACCAGUUCACCAACAGCAACCACAACAUGACUUUCACUCCCAGCAACACCAACCCCAACAACACCUCCAAUCCCUCGUCAAACGCCCCGACCAACACAUCGACCUCCGCACCAUCCUCAACCCCCCCGAUCUCGACGCCUGGCGCGAACGCCUCUUCAACGUCGACGAAACAAUCAUCCUAAGCGAAGAGCAAUUCCUAACCUACUUCCCGCACAUCGACAACGUCUACUCCCACCGCUCCACCCAACACUACAAACGCAAGCCCCUAAUCUCUCACUACUGGGACUGUCGCCUAAAAGGCCGCCCCCCCGGAACACCCAAAUCCAACGACCCGAAUAAAAAGAAACGCAAGCGCACCGCCCGUCAGCGCGAUCUCUGUGACGUGAAGAUUAAAAUCACGGAGUAUUUUCCGGGACAUGAUGUUAUGGGGUCUGUAGAUGCGGGCUUUCCUACCAUUACUAGUACUGGUACUGGUGUUAGUGUCCUGGGUGUCGGGGUUGGCGCGGGAACUACCGCUACCGCCAGCGGCAGCGCAAUGCUGCAAUCAACUAGUACGCCCGAAGCUGCUGCACAGAACCAACCGUUUGGAUUACUGACGCCGAGUUUGAAUCCGCCAUUACCGGAGGGUCAUCCGGGAGUGAACGGGCAGCGGUUUUUCACCAUCCAACGGGUGAAUGGGAAUGGGGCGAAUGGGAAGAAUGAUGGGGUGAGUGGAGGACAUCGACAUACCUUGGAGGAGAGUGAUCGGGUGAAGAAGAAUAGUGUGCAGAGGUUUUUGGUUAAGGAGGUGAGGGAGAAGAAGAGAGAGUGGGCAUUGGCGUGUUACGUCACGCGCGGGUGUGCCUCGCCGGCGGCUGGUAUCCGUACUUGUACUUCCCCGCUUAUCUGCGACCAACUUCAUUCCACUAUCAUGUUUGGCAGAUCUCUCUUGCAGUUCAGGCCGUUGUCAGUUGCUCAAGUGACCAGACAUAUUCCCUCGAUUGCUAGCACCAGAUUCAUUGGCCGUUCUGAUUGUCAUAUACAGACCAGGGCAAUGGCUACGCAGAGCGAGAUACAGAAACAAUACCACACCAAGGCUACCGGUCUGGCUGCCCGGACUGUCGCGAACCAUUCCCAGGAUAAUGAGCUGAAAUUGUAUGGCAGUUGCUUUUGCCCGUUUGUACAGCGUGUUUGGAUCGCCUUGGAGGCUAAGGGCAUCCCUUAUCAGUACAUUGAGGUCGAUCCAUAUAAGAAGCCCCAGUCGUUGUUGGAUGUGAACCCUAGGGGUCUUGUCCCGGCGUUGCGACACGGGGAUUGGGGGUCAUAUGAAAGCUCCGUAUUGCUGGAAUACUUGGAGGAUCUGAAUAUCGGACCACCGUUGCUCCCGCCCGGAGACGCGAAAUUGAGGGCGCAUUGCCGACUAUGGACGGAUUUCAUCAACCGACACAUCGUUCCCAACUUCUACCGGGUCCUUCAGGAACAAGACACGCAGAAGCAGAUCGCCAACGCGCAAGAGCUCCAAGAUGCCUUCAACACCCUGGCCUCAGCCGCAGAUGCGCAGGGACCGUUCUUUCUGGGCUCUCGUAUCUCGUUUGUCGAUGUCCAGGUGGCCCCUUGGAUCAUCCGGUUACGCCGUGCCUUGAAGCCGUACCGCGGCUGGCCAGACCCGAAUCCCGACAGUCGCUGGGGUGCCUGGGUAUAUGCAAUCGAGAACAAUGAGCACAUCCAGGCGACCACCAGCACCGAUGAGCUCUAUCUGGAUAGCUAUGAGCGAUACGCUCAAAACCGGCCCAACACGUCCCAGGUUGCCAAUGCAAUCAACUCCGGAAGGGGUCUUCCCUAG
Molecule: messenger RNA, 2046 nt
Organism: Aspergillus ibericus CBS 121593
Lineage: Eukaryota; Fungi; Ascomycota; Eurotiomycetes; Eurotiales; Aspergillaceae
Product: glutathione S-transferase family protein
Exons: 7
Coding region: 1-2046 (681 amino acids)
Cellular component (GO): cytoplasm
Source: RefSeq, a predicted model, not a curated record